Equus caballus (horse) is the source of this 2664-nucleotide messenger RNA. RefSeq names its product BMP and activin membrane bound inhibitor (gene BAMBI). Gene Ontology annotation, biological process: negative regulation of transforming growth factor beta receptor signaling pathway; transforming growth factor beta receptor signaling pathway; positive regulation of canonical Wnt signaling pathway. NCBI's taxonomy places the organism in Eukaryota, Metazoa, Chordata, Mammalia, Perissodactyla, Equidae. Gene Ontology annotation, molecular function: frizzled binding. The record is from RefSeq and is a predicted model, not a curated record.
AGCGGCGGGCGCAGGCUGGAGCUCGCGGCUGGCGGUCGCUGCGCGCGCUCCAGAGCCUCUGCCUGCGCCGAGCGGCCGGCCGAGAGCCCUCCCGGGACUGCGGCGCCGAGUGGAGCGCGGGGCCGGCGGCCACAGAGCCGGCCCGCGGAAGUCCUCGGGCUCCCGGGCGCGCCCUCCAGCCGCGCUCCAUGCGCCGGCCGCGGCCCGGCCCCCCGCCCCGUCGCUGACGGCGCCCGCCGCCCCGGGCAGCACUCAUGCUCGGCGCGCGCCGGGAGUCGUAGGCUGCAGCUGCGCCGCGGCUCCGGGAGCCGGCGGGGGCGUCAAUGGAUCGCCAUUCCAGCUACAUCUUCAUCUGGCUGCAGCUCGAACUGUGUGCCAUGGCCGUGCUGCUCACCAAAGGUGAAAUCAGAUGCUACUGUGAUGCUGCCCACUGUGUGGCAACUGGCUACAUGUGUAAAUCUGAGCUGAGCGCCUGCUUCUCCAGACUUCUUGAUCCUCAGAACACAAAUUCCCCGCUCACCCAUGGCUGCCUGGACUCUCUCGCAAGCACAGCAGACAUCUGCCAAGCCAAACAGGCACACAACCACUCUGGCCCCACCAUGCCCACAUUGGAAUGCUGUCAUGAAGACAUGUGCAAUUACAGAGGCCUGCACGACGUUCUCUCUCCUCCCAAGGGAGACACCUCAGGACAACGAAACAGGCAUCAGCAUGACGGUAGCAGAAACCUCAUCACCAAAGUGCAGGAGCUGACGUCUUCCAAAGAGCUGUGGUUCCGGGCAGCCGUGAUCGCCGUUCCCAUCGCCGGGGGCCUGAUUUUAGUGUUGCUCAUUAUGUUAGCCUUGAGGAUGCUUCGAAGUGAAAACAAGAGACUGCACGAUCAGCGGCAGCAGAUGCUCUCCCGUUUGCACUACAGCUUUCACGGACACCAUUCCAAGAAGGGGCAGGUGGCCAAGUUAGACUUGGAGUGCAUGGUGCCAGUGAGUGGCCAUGAGAACUGCUGUCUGACCUGUGAUAAGAUGAGACAAGCAGACCUCAGCAACGAUAAGAUCCUGUCGCUCGUUCACUGGGGCAUGUACAGUGGGCACGGGAAGCUGGAAUUCGUAUGACGGAGUCUUAUCUGAGCUGGACUUCUUGGACGCUUGAAGGCCUCUGAGUUCUGCUGGACAGGAGCACUUUAUCUGAAGAAAAACAAACUCGUGUAAUCAUCUUUGAGAGACACAAUGACCUCUGCAAAUAGAAUCUUGGAUAUUUCUUCUGAAGGAUUAUUUGCACAGACUUAAACACAGUCAAAUCUGUUAUUUGCUUUAAAAUUAUUAAAAGCAAAGAGAAGACUACGUACACACUGUUACCAGGGUUAUUUGCAUCUGAGCGAGCUGGAAUCGAGUACUUAAUAAACUAAAAUGUGCUCUAUGGAAGCUCCUACAGCUUGAUUUAUUGUAAAGAUUAAAAAAUAUAUAUAUAUAUUUUGUCUGAAAUUUAGUGGUGUCCUGUCAUAAAUUAAAACCUAAGUGGGAAGUGUAAGAAACUACAUGUUGAUUAUACAAGUGGAGAUCUGUUGCUCAUGGUAGGGUCUUGACUAUAGCAUUUGGCUUGAUGAUGAUUUUUUUAAAAAGAAGACCAAGAUCUCGUUUAUUCUUACAUGUGUAAUUUUCGUACUGCGUGGAGAAUUUCUAAAUGUGGACUGCCCACCAUUCAGUGUCCUGCCCACAUCUUUUGUUAGGAUCAUUCUGGUUUUUAGCUUUCAUUUAAGAGAAAUCUUAAAACUUAUUUAUACCACAUCAGAUAUGAUCGAUGAAUUUUUGAAAUCUCCUUAGCAAAGGUAAUUAAUAUUUAUCAACUUCAUCUAGUUGCUCUGGAGUACCUUUUUUAAAUGUGUCUACCUCCAAUCAAAAAAAAAAAAACCCUACUAAACGAAACUUCUUUUUGUAGUUAAAGUUAUUCUCUGUCUACUUUUACUGCUGAUUAAUUCAUCAGUUUAUCUCAAACCAAAUUAAAUAUUUGGGAUCCAAAUUAGCCAAAUUUUAUUGUACCAUGCUCCUAGUUUUCAAACCUUCUUUCGACAGUGUUAUUCUAACAUUUUUUUUUUACUUUUCAAUUUUUAGAAAGGUUUUCAAUAGUGAACAUAUAUCAAUUGAGAUUUAAAUAACACAACUUUCUCCCCCAAAUUAUCCUUUUAUUAAUAGAACCAAGUAGAACAUUGACUUUAGCUACAAACUAAUACACUAACAGUGUUCCUCCUCCUGUGGGACUUUCUGUCUGGCGAUACUGCCCAGCCUGAAUUUAAACCCGUGCCACAUUUGUGUACUUUUCCCUCAAAAUGAGUCUUUGUUAUCUUAAAUAUGAGAAUAAUUUGCCAUGUAGGGUUAUCUUCUUGAUUCUUUUGUAUAUUUGAAACUUUUGCUUAAAAAUUAACCUAUAGUCUACAUAGUUGAAUACGGGGUUUUCUUUGAUGAGUGUUAAAGGAUUUUUUUUUUGCAUAUUUUCUGGAAUAUUUUAUGAGAAGCUUAAUUUGGGUCCCUUAGGACAGAUGCAGUAGCCAAGGUCAUGGAAGAAUCUGAGUUGAAAUGACUGGUCUAAAAAUGAAUACCUAGAUUAUUUAAUAAUUAAUAGACCACAACCCCAAACAAAUUAGGCUAUGGAAUAAAUACGCAUCUUAAUAAAUAA